This is a messenger RNA of Spizellomyces punctatus DAOM BR117, 1899 nucleotides long. RefSeq lists its product as uncharacterized. Bases 351 to 1772 code for a protein of 473 amino acids. Gene Ontology annotation, cellular component: cytoplasm. NCBI's taxonomy places the organism in Eukaryota, Fungi, Chytridiomycota, Chytridiomycetes, Spizellomycetales, Spizellomycetaceae. The transcript has a single exon. Gene Ontology annotation, molecular function: aldehyde dehydrogenase (NAD+) activity. The record is from RefSeq and is a predicted model, not a curated record. Gene Ontology annotation, biological process: aldehyde metabolic process.
UGGGCCGCAAUGCAAAAAAAUAGUGUGAAAUCAGCCAAGAACUGCCAGUUGACGGAGGGGAUGAAACAGAAAACUGCCGUAUUACAACUCACGUUCCAAACCUUUUUUUUACAUGCGAUUCCACUUGCUGACGCCUGCGCUACUCUGGCGUUCAAACCCGGCCGUCUGGGGUAAAAUGCGGCGGAAAUGCGGGUUUGUGUCUGGCCGAUGCGCCCCCAAGCCCCGCUUUCUGCUGUCGGAUUGUGGUUUGUCAUCUUGACAUUGGGAUCAAAGGAUAUAAAUAAGGCAUCCCGUCGCCUCGCACAAUUCUAGUUACAAAGCACACAAACAAACCAAUUCAUACUUACACAAUGACUGUCUCAAACACUCUCAAGUACACACCCAUCGAGGCCAUUGAAGAUGCUCACGCUACUACCCGCAAGACGUUUAUGAGCAAGAAGACACGCCCUGUCGAGUACCGCAAGACUCAACUUCGUAAACUCAAUGAGCUCCUUAGCGAGAACAUACCAGCCUUGUGCCAGGCGGUGAAUGCCGACCUCAGCAAGCACCCGCAAGAAACCACAAUGUUCGAGAUCAUGGCUCUUCAGCAACACGCCAUGGAGGCCGUUGAGCUCCUCGAUGAGUGGGUCAAGGGUGAAGAACCUGAGGCUCCUGCACCAUUCUUCACUGGAAAGAGAAUGGCCAUUCGCCAUGAGCCUCUAGGCAAUGUCUUGAUCAUUGCUCCAUGGAACUACCCUCUCCGUCUCACUUUAUCUCCUUUGAUCGGCGCGAUCGCUGCCGGUUGCACGGCAGUCGUGAAGCCCUCUGAAGUCUCUGCCAACACCUCGCGCGUCCUCGCUGAUCUUAUCCCAAAGUACCUCGACAACGAUGCGUACAAGAUUGUGAACGGCGGCAUUCCCGAAUCCACCAAGCUUCUGGAGCUCAAGUGGGACAAGAUUUUGUACACUGGUAACGGCCACGUUGGCAGAAUCAUCAUGACGGCUGCCGCCAAGCACCUUACACCCGUCAUUCUUGAGCUUGGCGGAAAGUCCCCUGUCAUUGUCACUAAAAAUGCCGACAUCAAGACCGCUGCCCUCCGAAUCACCCACGGCAAGUUUUUGAACAAUGGCCAGACUUGCAUCGCCCCCGACUACUUAUUGGUCGAAAAGUCGAUCAAGGACGAACUUAUUGCUGAGAUCAAAAAGAAGGUUGUCGAGAACUGGGGUGAAAACCCCAAGGAGAGCUCGUCCUACAGCCGAGUCGUCAACCACCACCACUGGAAACGCGUCACUUCUCUGCUCGAUCGUUCAAAGGGAAAAGUCCUUCACGGUAACGACCGCGAUGAAGAAUCCCUCUACCUCGCUCCUACCAUUGUAGACCUCCCAUCCGCCGAAGACUCGUUGAUGGAAGACGAGCUCUUUGCUCCCAUUCUCCCCGUCGUCACUUUUGAAAACCUUGAUGAGACUAUCGAUCUCAUCAACAGCAAGGACACCCCCUUGGCCCUUUACAUCUUCACCGAUGACGAGAAGGAAUCCAACCUCGUCCUCGAAAGCACCCGUUCUGGUGGAACAUGUGUGAACGAUGUCGUCGUGCACAUCAUCCCUACCAACCUUCCGUUCGGCGGAGUUGGUGAGAGUGGAAUGGGUGCUUACCAGGGCAAGGACUCUUUCUUGGCCUUUUCUCACCGUCGCUCGACAUUCUACAACACGUCCGACCGGUAUAUUAUGGACGACGUCAGGACUCUUCCCUACCCCGACCCAGAGCAAGCUACGGUGGCUCAGGCCGCCGAAUAGGGGAGCAAAAGUAAAGGACGUAUAUUGUAUCUUGUGUUUUUUCCUUGUCAGUUAUGUCAUAUGUAUAUACCGCCAUUUUCUGCUUAAUAUGAGGAGUUCCUUGCAUUUUGUUUUUGCACAUUGAAAG